AGUGUCUUUUAAUCAGCGUGAAGGGACGACGAGGGAGGGGGUUUGGGCGUGGGGGGUCCAGUUUUCCUCUCUGCGAGCCAGUCAACACCCAAAAAUACCCCUCAGCCAAUAGAGGCCAGCCGCUGGGGACUCACGUGGACGAGGCGCCCUUAAAAACCCAGUAACGGAGUUUUUCCACAACUUCAUUUUCUAGGCUUUCCCUCCUUCGCGCCUCGAAGCCUAAGUCCCCCCCAAUGUGUCUGUUUAACCUGCAUUACCUCAUUUCUAAGUCGUUUCUCUCGCAUCCGCUUUUUCGCUCUCUUUCUGUCUCUCUUGUUCUCCCUUUCGCCAGUCCAAUUAUGUGGCUGGCAUUGCAUCACUUAGUUGAUACAGAAUGAUCUUCGCUACUCCAGCCAACUGUAGAAGCCCCAGUGACAGCAGCGACUUCCACUGAACUAAUGAAAAUUUCAACAAUUGUCUCUUCAGUCUGCUCAACUCCAGGUAGUCAGUAUAGCGUUGUCCUUGGUGCUGAAAUCAACUCGUUUACGCCGGUCGGCUGUCAAGGGUGGUGCUAUUCGAAGUGCUGUAUAACUUGUGAAUGUUAGCGUGGUGUCUGGCUAGUAUGAUCCAUUUGAUGAUAAUUCAAAAUUAACGACGUCGAGACACUUUCAGAAAGAAAAACUGGAUCCAGCAAAUCAAUUAAAUUCGCCAACUGAGAAUAUCUUCCAGCGGUAUCGAUUUUUUGUAGGGCGAGGAAACGAAAAUAUCUGGAGACGGGGUCGAUUUCUUCUUCAACUGCUUUAACCUCGUUAACCUGGUGAGUUUUUUUCCUGUGUGUGUUCAGUUACAUGAAAAUAUAUCUGGAACAAGAAACUUUCUGAAAGAGUGGAUUUUCGGUGGAAUUUCUUCCUGGAUACGUUACGGUUAAUUUGUAGGCUUUUUCUGCCCUACGCUUUUCAAGCUGAACUUGCCCGAAUCUCAAUGAUAGUCUGAGCUCGGGGCUUCGACGAAGCGUUGCUGAACUAUGGAGCCGUCUUCUAACGGAUCCAGUUUUGGGAUCGACUCGCUACUCUCACACAGACCCGGCAGUCCGGUCAUGUCAAAAGGGGACAGCCUUGUUGGGGAAUGCCGUUCUCCGCUGGAGUUCAGCCCACGGUCUGACUUGGAAAGCGGAUGCUCGUCUCCCCCCUCGCCGAGGCGGGAAUGCGGAGAUGAGGCAGCCCAGCGACAGGGUCACGCACUCGGGCUGCCGGCCCAUCUCCAACACGGCCAGAUCUCUGCCGGUUCGCAGCCUCGGACUGUCACCUCAUCUUUCCUUAUUAGAGACAUUUUAGGUGACUGCAAACCGCUGGCCGCGUGUGCGCCAUACUCAAGCAACGGCCACCCAACUCAAGAAGGGGGCCGACUGGUCUCUAAAAUUGCAGACGAGUUCAUUGAGAAGAUACACAGUAACUCAUCAUCAGACAGCGAAUACAAAGUUAAAGAAGAGGGCGACAGAGAGAUUUCGAGCAGCAGGGACAGCUCGCAGAUCCGCCUGAAGAAGCCCCGGAAGGCGCGCACCGCCUUCACCGACCAUCAACUGGCCCAGCUCGAGCGCAGCUUCGAGCGCCAAAAGUACCUGAGCGUGCAAGACCGGAUGGAGCUGGCAGCCUCGCUAAAUCUCACCGACACACAGGUGAAAACCUGGUACCAGAACAGGAGGACCAAGUGGAAGAGACAAACGGCGGUGGGACUCGAACUGUUAGCGGAAGCUGGAAACUACUCUGCUCUGCAAAGGAUGUUUCCUUCUCCAUACUUCUACCCACAGAGUUUGGUGUCCAACUUGGAUCCCGGGGCGGCGCUGUAUCUGUACAGAGGACCCUCGGCUCCUCCACCGUCUCUUCAACGACCUCUCGUCCCGCGGAUUCUUCUACACGGUCUUCAGGGCGGAAGCGAGCCACCGCCUAGCUUAAAUUCCCUCUCUGGCGUGCUGUCGCGGGCCACGCAGCCACGAUGAGCCGGACACACUGGACUCACAUAAAAGUCGGCAGCUUGGAACUCCACGAACAAUAGAAAAACAGUGAGGAAGAAAAAAAAUCUAUAACUGAUGACCUAUGAAUCAAGUCAUAUCUUUCAAAAAGCCACAAAGAACAUAUGGACUGAAUAAUUGAAUAAUGUUCAUUAGGCCUAUUUAUUAUUUAUUUAUUUUCCCCGAUGUAUUUAUCUUGGAUAUAUAUUUAUAUAUUGUUUACCCUCAGAUCUUCCUUGUAGGACAGUAAAAGCAACACAGCAACUUCGACAAGGGCGCAAUAAUGUUGCUGUCACUUGAAUCUUAAGAUAUCAGGAACCAUUUUCUUUACCCAAUUAUUAUUAUUAUUAUAUUGCCGGGAUAUUACAAUUACAUUGAAUACAACUGUAGGCCUAUUAUUUCCUUUUUGGCCUCUAAAUCGAGCCAUUCCGUACAUUUCAGACUCACAGGCAUCUCAAGUUAAUUUCUACUAGGAAAUUCUUGCAAAAUUGCUUUUAAUUAGGAUUAGGAGUUUUCAUUAACAUUAAAACAAUGUACAGAAGAAAACAUACGUGUAAAUAAGAAUAUUUUGUGUUAUAUUCAAAGACAGAACCUUGAUUUAAUAUAUUUUCUCGUUCUCUCGUGUGUAUCCUUCUCAUGAUCUCAAAGCGAAGGAGAUUCCAGGCAGCAGCACACCUAAGGCUGAAAAUGUUACGAUUGCCACAGGCAUUCUCAGAUUUCCUAACUUCAGCUGAAUAUAACAAAUUGACUGAUAAAUCUGCGAAGAAUCAGACGUUCAUUUUCCAAGUUUUGAUUGCAGGGUCAUCGGGACCAAUAGGAGGCCAAUAGAAGUUCAAAGUCACAGAGGACAGGGCAUGUUAAGAUGAAAAUUGAUGUCCAACAGCCACCAAGACUGAACUGAAAUAAUUUAUCAGCAUAGACUUUGUGCCCUACCAAUGUCCUUCGGUUACGCAUCACAUUUUUUAAAGGAUAAACAUCCAAGCAUUCCAUAUAAAAUACCACGAGAGGAAGAGUAAGUGGGAGUGGGAGAGAGAGAGAGAGAGAGAGAGAGAGAGAGAGAGAGAGAGAGAGAGGAAGGAAGAGAGAGAGAGCGAGAGAUUACAUAAAUAUCUUCUUCGGUGUAAAGAAAAAUCAGACACUUUAAUAAUUAAUCAAUGGAUUCUGACGAUCCAUUAGACAAUAAUUAUGGUAAUGAUGAGUGUGUUGCCAAUAUGGCUCUCCUUCCCACUCCAACAUGUCAGGCAUAUUCAGGCAUUAGACAUUGUGCAUUAUUUCUGUCAUUGGGUAUAUGAAACCAUCUUGUUACUAUUUUUGGUGAAGCUGUAUAUUGGACAUAUUAAUUUGUGAAGUGAUUCUCGUAUUUCAAUUUAUAUAGGUUCCCCUGUGCAGCAAGUGCAAUUCCCUUUUCUCCUUUCCCUUCUUUUUUUGUUUGUUUCUUUUUUUUACACCCCCAACACACACCUGCAGAACUACUGAGGUUGGGCGGACAGGGGGAGCCGAAGUGAGGAGCGUUACUUUUAUAAAUGUGCAAAUAAAGAUCCUUUCAUUACAUA
Messenger RNA from Clupea harengus (Atlantic herring), 3540 nucleotides. RefSeq names its product BarH like homeobox 1b (gene barhl1b). Gene Ontology annotation, molecular function: DNA binding; DNA-binding transcription factor activity, RNA polymerase II-specific. Gene Ontology annotation, biological process: regulation of DNA-templated transcription. NCBI's taxonomy places the organism in Eukaryota, Metazoa, Chordata, Actinopteri, Clupeiformes, Clupeidae. The record is from RefSeq and is a predicted model, not a curated record.